AUCACGGACUUCGGAGCUGACCGAAAGACUCGCGCUCCCCCACUUCUGGCGCAUGCGUCGUAUAGUGAGCGGUUGUCCGUAAUGUCAAAGGGUGUUCGGGGUUGUCUCAAGUCACGAUGAGCUUCUUGCUGCCCAAACUAGCCACUAAAAAGGAGGUGGAUGAUGCGAUCAAGAGCGUCGCCGAGAAAGUCCUGGUUCUUCGCUUUGGCAGAGAUGAGGAUCUUGUCUGCCUGCAGCUGGAUGACAUUCUUGCAAAAACAUCACAUGACUUAAGUAAAAUGGCUACAAUUUAUUUGGUGGAUGUGAACAAGGUGCCAGUGUACACCCAGUAUUUUGACAUCAGUUAUAUUCCAUCUACAGUCUUCUUUUUCAAUGGCCAGCACAUGAAAGUGGAUUAUGGAUCUCCUGAUCACACUAAAUUUGUUGGAAGUUUCAAAACAAAACAAGACUUCAUAGAUUUGAUUGAAGUGAUUUACCGUGGAGCGAUGCGUGGAAAACUCAUAGUACGAAGUCCAAUUGAUCCAAAGAAUAUUCCCAAAUAUGAUCUCCUCUACCAAGACAUUUAAUAUCCGAUCUGGAGAUGAUUGGAUGUUGGAAUGUGAACAUCUCAAGAUUAUUUCAACUCUUCAAGUGUUUGCUAAUUGCAUUUAAAGUUAGAAGAAAUAAGGUUAAACUUGGUCUUCAUAGUCACGAUCAUAUUGGUCAUCACAAAAGACAGACAUUCUGUCACUUAAUUCCUUGUUUCUAUAAAGUUAUGUUUAUUCACAGAGCUAUCUUCACAAUCCUAGGCUACAGCUUAUUCACUCCCAAGCUCUUACAUAAGUAAAAGCUUAGAGUAGAAAAGCUACAGCUCUAAAUAAUGUUUUCAGUCUAUUAUCAACAUAGCUAUGAAAGCUAUUCCAAUGGUGUUCAUGUUUUGUGUCCCAAUGAAACAAACUGAGGAAAAGUCAAACUUUAUUUAAUGUUACCAAUUCUUUGAAGUGAAACUGGGCCCCAAAACUUGUGUUAUGUCUUAUCAAGAAAAUCACUGGGUGAUUUCUGCCCAGUGCUCUGAAUGUCAAAGUGAAGAAAUUCAAUGAAGCACAGGUAAACAGCAGGAGUAACUAUGACUAUUAGGACCAACUGACUACUGCUUCCAAAUGAGCACUGUUUUGAACACAAUCUGCAGAAAUGCAAGGUUUUUCUGGUUUAAUUGAAAUUAAAUGGUAGUAGCAGAUUUAUGCUGUAGAAUUGAUGUUAACGAGCUUCCUACAAAAUAAGUAGUUUGAGAAUUUAUUCAAAAUCAAACUCAUCUGUACUAGAUCAAAGUUCAACAAUGCAAUGGGGAGGUUGAAUGUGCAGGCCAACCUUAACCUGAAACCAAUUUUUGCAGACUGUAUCUGCUUUGAACUAAGCUAGCCAUUCAUAAUUAGUUUACAUAUAUUAAGGGGUUUUUAAAAACUGCUGAAAAACACCAAUAUUUUCAAAUAAAAGUAUAAACUUUGCCAUAAACUGUCUUUAUUGUAAGAACAAGGAAGAAUUACUGUAUUUCAAAGCUCACAAGAUUCCUUUCAGAUUUUGAAAUAAGAUGCAACGAACUACUAAUUCAAAAUCAAACUUUCCAGCCUAUAGUAAUGGUAACUCUUCCUCAAAGAAAAAAAAGCUCAAUUAUCUAGAUAAGAUAUUAUACCUCAAGCGUCAGCCAACACAUCUCUAAGGCAACAUACAACUUUUACUCACAAGAAGAUAAAUGGGUACAUGUAAGACAAGUCCUUACAUUUUUCUUAUUCUUUUACUCCUUGUUCCAAUAGGUGAACGAAUGAAACAAGUUUUAGUCUUAACUUUCAGUGCAUUCUUAAGAUAUUUGAAAAUUGACUGUAAGCUAGAUGAAGGAGCUAAGUUAUAUUUUUCAGUUCCUGUAGAGACUGUAGGGCAGUCCACUUUUACAAGACAGCCUAAUGACUUAUCUAAAGGUUUCCCAUUUGACACCCACUCUCGACAGUGUUUCCAUAUCCAUUCUUGCAUCUGGGAAUUGCCUUGUGUCUGGUGCAUUGUAUGGUGUGUUGAAUCAAUAAAAGCAACAGCAUACACCUUGUUCAUCACCUCCAAAGUUCUCUGCAUGAGCAAGUUGAUGAAAACCAAGCCUCCAUAGCCAUGGGCAAUGAAGGCCACAUUUCCAGCCAUGCUUUUUGAAAUGAAGUGGUCCCAAAUAUAAGUUGCGUGUUCUUCAGGACUACUGCUGUCUCUUUUUGGGAUUGCCCGGGGCAACUGCAGAGUGGAAGUGGUUGCCAUCUCAGAAAGGCUUAAGCAUUCUUCUUCAAUCUUCAGAGCAAUGGAAUUCUCAUUGGGAUUUAAAACUAUCACUUCCCAAGAACAAUGCAGAGCCAUUGAAAUGAAUGGUACUUGAGAUCCAUGUUGGAGGCCCUCAUGAACAAUGGUCGUCUGCCCCCACUGACCUGCACGAAAUAUCCCCCGGUCUUGGAGGAGAACAACUAGAGUUGAGCAACUUGUUAAUGCACUCUCACUCAUGAAAAAAAAGCUACUAACGUCACUGGCUGGAGCAUUUGUUGGGAUGUAAAUCCUUUGCAGUUUGCAAGCCUUUUCCAGGAGUUCAUAAACAUACUGGGUGAUUAAGUGUCCAAGAACUUGGUAACGUUUAUGAUUACUAUCAUAUGAAUUUUGAUAAUUAAAAACAAAAGGCUCAUUGGUAUCUAUAUGCCUAAGCUCCCCAUUGUUGUUAAAGUCAUACUUCAGUUUUUCUGGGCAUUCUGAACCAUUUAUUAGUUUUCUGAAGCUCAGAUCCUCAUUCAUUCGUAACCACUACAAAUAAAAUAGAUGAAGACAGAUCAUGUCACACACACUUUAUUUUCAGGUUCUAGUAACAAGCAUAUUGUUCAAAGUCUAAGAGGCUGACCGUUCAUACGAUAUUGCUUCUCACUUGUUAGGAUAGCAAGGGCAAUAAGAAUUCUAUUCAAACUUCCUUUACCAUCCCCAACAGAAAUAUGGGCAUGAUCAUUCUAACCAAAGCUACUGUAGGUACUUUUAAGUCCCAUUGAUUUCAGUUGGAGGCAGUUAAAUCAGUGAGUUAUCUCUCAAAUCAGUGGGACUUAAAAGAGCCAUUUUCUCCUGCACAAGCCUGCCUAGGUUUUACAAUCAAAAUCAGUCUCCAGAUUCUGUGGUGGCUAGGGAAAGGGCUUUUAUGUUGUUUCACCCUGACUGUGGAAUACAGUAUGUUUUCGAGAAGUACAGCACCAAUGUGAAUAUCUUUUAAGCAUCAAAUAAAGACUUGUUUAUUUGUCUGA
Hemicordylus capensis (graceful crag lizard) is the source of this 3281-nucleotide messenger RNA. It is a transcript of the gene TXNL4B, whose product is annotated as thioredoxin like 4B. Gene Ontology annotation, cellular component: U4/U6 x U5 tri-snRNP complex; spliceosomal complex; U5 snRNP. Gene Ontology annotation, biological process: mRNA splicing, via spliceosome. The transcript is spliced from 3 exons. The record is from RefSeq and is a predicted model, not a curated record. Lineage: Eukaryota; Metazoa; Chordata; Lepidosauria; Squamata; Cordylidae. Bases 117 to 566 code for a protein of 149 amino acids.